Closterium sp. Yama58-4 is the source of this 1080-nucleotide messenger RNA. The record is from the annotation of a GenBank genome assembly. Lineage: Eukaryota; Viridiplantae; Streptophyta; Zygnematophyceae; Desmidiales; Closteriaceae.
AUGGCGGAAGGCUCCCCCGGAGCGGCUGCCGCGGCGGGAGACGCUCCGGGAGUCGCGCCGGGAAACGCGGCGGGAGAUACGGGAGGGAGUGGCGGGAGCGGUAACGGAGGCGCGUGGAAGUGGGCGGUGCGGAAGGGCGUGUGGGACGAGCUGGAGGCGCGUGACGUGGCGCGGCCGCCGCGCCCCGUGCACCACCGCAUUCCUAACUUUGAAGGAGCGGACAAAGCUGCUGCCAUGCUGGCAUCGCUGCCGGAGUUCCAGGCAGCAGCGUGUGUGAAGGUCAACCCCGACACGCCUCAGAAGGCCUUGCGGCUUGCUGUGCUGCAAGCCAGCAAGCUCCUGCUGACCCCACAGCCGCGCUUACGGACUGGCUUCUUCUCACGCCUCUCUGCUGCCCACGUACCGCCCGACCAGCUGCUUGCUGCCUGCACCGCGGCCGGCGUGGCUCGGCACGGAGUGCCGGUGGCGCUAGAAGACAAAGUUGCGGUGGAUAUGGUGGUGCUUGGGUCUGUUGCCGUUGACCCCACGACCGGUGCCAGGCUGGGGAAAGGAGAGGGCUUUGCAGAGUUGGAGUAUGGCAUUCUGAGGUGGAUGGGGGCGGUCACAGACGACACUCCCGUGGUUACGACUGUGCACGACUGUCAGCUAGUUGCAGCAGGCGCCAUCCCAAGUAGCAAGCUGAGGCAGCACGACCUGCCAGUUGACAUCAUCUGCACGCCCACGCAGAUCAUCCGGGUCUCCAGCAGGAUUCCUAAACCCUCAGGCAUCUACUGGCAUCUUCUCUCACCUCAGAAGCUAGCUCAGAUCCGCAUUCUACAGCAACUCAAGAGCACCCUGGAGGCACAGACAGGUGCCGCUCUCCGUCUGGGACCAGACGAGGUGCUUCCACCCGUUGCUGCCCGGCACGGGAAAGGGAGCCGGGGGAAGGAAGGGGGAAGGGAGGGGGGGGAGAGAGGAGGGGUGGGGAGGGGGAGAGGGAGAGGGGAGAGGAGGGGAGGGGAGGGGAGGCGGAGUGAGAGAAAGGUGUGGAGGAGGGGUGAUGAUAAAGGCAGUGGAGUGAGGGAGGGAGGAAGAGAGUGA